This is a messenger RNA of Trichomonas vaginalis G3, 567 nucleotides long. RefSeq lists its product as uncharacterized. The record is from RefSeq and is a predicted model, not a curated record. The transcript has a single exon. The coding region runs from base 1 to 567 and encodes 188 amino acids. NCBI's taxonomy places the organism in Eukaryota, Parabasalia, Trichomonadida, Trichomonadidae.
AUGGAGGAGCAUCAAACAAUUAAAAUUAAAGAAAUAUCAGAUGAUCAAUUCCAAAGAAUGAAUAAGCAUUUUAGUCCCAAAAAAGAAGAUAAUAUUAGGAAAUCAAACGAAAACCAGCAUCAAAAACCACAAAGAAGGAAAUUUAAACCUGCAAAAAGUACCAAAGCGCAAGAAUUGAAAGAAUUUGCUACACGUAAAAAACUUGAUAAUUUGGAAUUACAACAAAAAACAGAAGAACUCCAAGUAAAACUACGACAAGAAAAUAUAGAAAGGGAGAAAGAAAGGAUUUCUCCUACGAUAAAACGUUCUCGCUGCCUUGAUACCAAUAUUGGUUUGCUGAUCAGAAGAGAUAGAAUAAAAUCCACAGAAAGAGUAUAUAAUGAAUGGCUUGUUCUAAAAAGGCAAGAGAUCGAAUUAAGGCAGUCAUUAUUAUCACGCAUUGUUGGUGAUAUGACCACCUUUUCAAUUGAGCGCGAGAUGACUGCGUUACAAAGAGCUGAAAAAGAAGCUGCUCAAAAAGCAGCAGAAGAAGGAAAUCAGCAGGGAGAUAUUGCUCCAAAUGUUUGA